CAGCCCCCCGCAUGACGUAACAGCCAGUCUGAGAGUGUAAUGGCGAUACUGGACAAUAACAGCCGUCGCUUUGGUGGGAGCACAUCUCUAUUAUGUGGCUAACGUUGAACCAAACACCUCCGACAAGAGAAGCACAGGUGAGAGCGGGAACACUGCGCGAGCGACGACCUGCGACCGGGAGAGGUGAUUCCACAGCCUGUGCACGCGAUGCCAGCCUAGAGUGAAGAAGCGCGGGUGUGACGUAUGAACAGACACCAUGGCCACCCAGGAGCCGUCCCCCCCCUCCUCCAUGGAGAGCAAUAAACCCGGCUUCCCCAAGAAGAUCCUGGGCAACAAGCUGGAGGACAAACACCUGUGCAACUGCUGCCACAACAUCCUGAGACGGCCGUUCCAAGCCCAGUGUGGACAUCGCUUCUGUUCCUACUGCUUCAACAGGACUGUGAGUAAUGGACCCCAGAAAUGCAGCGCCUGCAUUAAAGAGGAUAUUUUUGAGGAUCCUACAUCGAUUUUGAAACCAGGAUGUGCUUUUCCUGACAACGCAGUCCGAAGGGAAGUUGAAAACCUCUCGGCUGUCUGUAUCAAUGAAAACUGCACCUGGAAAGGCAGCAUUAAAGACUACGAGCUGAACCACGAGGGGAAGUGUGAGUUCAUGAUCAUCCCCUGCCCCUCCUGUAAAGAACGAAUCCGCUUCAAUGAGCUGGAGCGCCAUAAUGAGCGAGAGUGCCCGGAGAGAACACUCAACUGCAAGUACUGCAAGGAGCCAUUUCACUUCAAAAACAUCAAGGCUCAUGAUGAGAUCUGUCCCAAGUACCCGAUGAUCUGUGAGGGCUGUGCCAAGAAAAAAAUACCCAGAGAAAAGUAUGUGGAUCACAUCAAGUUCUGCAGCAAAUUCAGAACUCCGUGUCGAUUUCAUGUGGUGGGAUGUGACAUGUCUGUGGAAAAGGAAAAGAUUCAUGACCAUGAGCGCUCCUACGCCUACGAGCACCUCAACUUGUUGCUGCACUACAUCAUGGGCAUGAAGGUGAGCAUGGAGGGCCUGCAGCCCCAGGGACUGGAACUAGCCGGACACAAACUGGUGGAGCUCCAACAGGCCCUCAGGGAGCUCGAGGCCAGAGUCUCCCAGCUUAGCACCACCUCCUCUGGGCCUCCCGUGCAGGGAGCCGCCGCCGCCUCCUCCUCUUCCUCCUCAUCCUCCUGCUCCGGUCCCCCUGGUCCACCUGCUUCAGCUCCUCUCCCCCCGCUGCCCACUCUGGCUCCCACUCUGUCUGUGUCUACCUCCUUCACGCCUCUGCCCAGCUCGGUGGGCGCCGCGCUGGAGCUCCAGCUCCACAGCGAGAAGACCAAGGUGGUGGAGCUGGGUCGCAGGUGUACGGAGCUCGAAGUCAAAUCCGGCACGUUUGAAAAUGUGGUGUGUGUCCUGAACAGAGAGGUGGAGAGGUUCGCCACCACCAUGGAGGCCGGCAACCGUCAGCACAAACUGGACCAGGACAAGAUCGAGGCUCUGACCAACAAGGUGCGACAGCUGGAGAGGACGGUGGGGCUGAAGGACCUGACGGUGGCUGAGAUGGAGGGCCGGCUGAGGGAAAUGUCUGCCACAACCUUUGACGGCGUCUUCGUCUGGAGGAUCUCUGAUUUCGCCAAGAAGAGACAGGAUGCCAUCGCAGGUCGAGCCCCUGCCAUGUUUUCACCAGCCUUCUACACCAGUAAGUACGGCUAUAAGAUGUGUCUGCGGAUCUAUCUGAAUGGAGACGGGACGGGGCGCGGCAGCCACUUGUCCUUGUUCUUUGUGGUGAUGAGGGGACUGAGUGAUGCUCUGCUCAAAUGGCCUUUCAACCAGAAGGUGACUCUGAUGCUGCUGGACCAGAGCAACAGGGAGCACAUCAUCGACGCCUUUCGACCUGACGUCACUUCCUCGUCCUUCCAGCGACCGGUGAGCGAGAUGAACAUCGCCAGCGGCUGUCCGCUCUUCUGCCCGCUCUCCAAGCUCGAUGCCAAGAACUCGUACAUCCGCGACGAUACCAUCUUCAUCAAGGCGAUCGUGGACCUCACCGGCCUCUAGACGGCCUCCACAGGGUGGUACGGUUUGGCAACCAGGCAGCUCUUUGACCAUUAAGGCUUCAUUCUGGCUCAAUCGUGGUCCCUUUAGGGCUCUGUUCAGGCAUCUUACUGUCCCCUGCAGCUUUAGGGAGACAAACAUGCUUGCAACUGCAUGUGGCUGCAGUUUGCACCGUCCAGACGGCGCCGGCAUUGUCAUAUCCCGGUGGUCUCAGUGCGAGAACCGCCGUCAUUGCUGUACAUUUCGGGUGCAAAACCUUCUUUCUUUUGACGUCACAACACCGCUCCCCUUGGUGGGUAAAAUGUCACUUCAGUUGUGCAUAUAAGUUUUCAGUUAAAGGACACAGGAGCACCAGUGCAGCGUGGUCAGUGCAGUGUUGAGUAGAAGCAGAGAUGUCAAAGUGAACAGUUGUGAUGGGAGUGAAAGAGAGUGAAGAGCAUCUUCUUCUUUAAGGGAUGUUCCAGAACAGGGUGUUGUAGAUUACAGAUAGUUGAUGUGAUCACACUUAGAGUUAGAGCAUGGCUUGAUGCAGCUUUUUUUUUUCUUGCAGAUUGUGGAUAUUGUGAGCUUCUCAAUUCCAGUGUCGAGUGAAUUUGCAUAGACAAACGUGGAGUUAUGUUAUGAAUAAGAUUACAGGCAUUUUUUUGCCUUUUUUGUUUUGGCGCAAAGUGCAUGCCGCUGGCGUUUUGAAGUAUAAAACGGCUCCUUAGUUCGACUGAAAGGUUCCUUGUUUGCUGUUAAACUUGUUAGUGAAUUAGCCAUCCGUGAUGGUGGACAUUGCCUGCAUGUCUUUUUUGGAACCAGGCUAUUUACAUGUAAAGUUAGUGUUGCGUAUUUGUUCCUAAUAGGGGUUGGUGGUUCUGAUUGGUGGUUCGGUACAUCUGUGGAAGAUACAGUGGAGUUACCAAGGAGUCAGGGCAGCUUACCAGUCAAGCCUGAGGCAUAAAACUCUGACAAACAUUACAUUAGCUGGAGUGUUCCCCCCCAGGAUAUGCUCACUAGCUCACAUCUCAACACAUAGUACUGUGCCCCCACCACAGACUAAGGUCAACACAGAUUCCACGAAGUGAAGGAAUUGUUCGUUCCUUGUUUUCUGUCCAUACAAGUGCAUAUGUGUGUUUCUGCUGCUCUUAAGAUAGAAUACUGAUGUGAAUCUAAUAUAUAUGUUGGUGCAAGUAAUGUGUGUGGAGGCUGAGAGGCUGGAAAAUAAGAGGUUGUGAUACUUUGUUGACAUUCUUUAUGGCAGAUUGAUGUUCAGUGCAGCCUCAGAUAACUCUUUAAAUGUGGCACCGCAGAUAUCGACAUUAUAUCAUGUAGUUAUUGUUCACCACAGAUUGCUGUUCUACUUACUUAGCAUGCAUGCUGAGGUUUUUAAGGUUCCCGCUGGCCUGUUUUGAAAACCAGUCUCGACCUGUAUUGAAACCUCUCUGUGCAUGGGAGGCUUCAAUCCAUUAUCCACUAUGGAGUUUCACACCGGUUUCCCUCGUGAGCCACGUUGUGAAAGCAUUUAUUUGUAUUUGUUUGGAUGAAAAUAAUCCUAGAAUAGAUAUUAUGUUAUACCUGGCGCCGCGUCUGUUCAACAGAAGCGGCUGCCUAUAUUCAUAGCAAUUUAUAAAUAUGUAUCUUUCAUAUCAUAAUGUUGAAAUAAUCUAUAUAUCAAUGUUAAUAUACACAAGAUGUUAUAAUAAACAUAGUAUUGCUGAAUACCUUAUUAAUUCUAUAUCUAUAUACCAACCUUUUGUUUGUCAAGAUGGUUUGAACAGGCCAGGACGACCCCCUUUGUGCAGUAAGGACGUAUGGUUCCUUCUAGAGUGCAAUAUAUGAUUAUGUCUUUAAGGGUUUACAGAAGUCAUACGCGACUUAUUUGUUUACAUCACUCAUUGUGGCGCUGAAGAACUGCGACCAAUUUUGAACUUUUCAAGGAUGAAAUGAAGCUUUUCCUUGUCAUUAAGCAGACUCGACAUCACUAUCAUAGUCAGGAGCUGAGUGAGGUUUUAGAAAGACCAUUUUAAUGUUGAGGAAUUCAUGCUAUCAGUGGGGUUUCUAUGAAGACUGAGCACGUUAAGAAGUAGGAUGAACAUGAACUUUUUUAAGUGUUCUUGUAAAUGUGCCAAACUCAAAUAUUACCUCCGUAUACUAACAAUGUUGUGAAGUUAUAUUUUACGUUCUAUGCUAAAAUAUGGUGCCAAAUAUGUUUCUAUUUCAGUUUGUGCUGCGUGUGUGUGUUUUAAUAUGAUGCACGAAGAGGAGAUAAUUAAUACUGUCCCAUGAUGAAUACAAACCCUCCCAAGGUUGUUUUGAAUGUAAUAUAUAUAUUUUAUUUUUUUUCUAAAAACACAACAGCAGUUCUGUAAAUGUGAUGCAGUCGACUUGAACCAACUUUAUUUGUGCACUUUGUAUCGGUUGUUUGUCCAAACAGGGUAUUUCUUUGAGUGAUUUAUGUACCUUGAGAUCAGAGCCAUAUAUAUAUAUAUAUAUAUAUAUAUAUUCUGAUGUUGAUGAUAUACUGUAGAUGUAUUGCUAAAAAGGACAUGCAGUAUGUAAUAAAGUUUGCUGGUUUCAGCUUGUUGUGUAUU
This is a messenger RNA of Sebastes umbrosus (honeycomb rockfish), 4632 nucleotides long. RefSeq names its product TNF receptor-associated factor 2-like. NCBI's taxonomy places the organism in Eukaryota, Metazoa, Chordata, Actinopteri, Perciformes, Sebastidae. Gene Ontology annotation, molecular function: zinc ion binding; ubiquitin-protein transferase activity; tumor necrosis factor receptor binding. The transcript has 11 exons. The coding region runs from base 257 to 2059 and encodes 600 amino acids. Gene Ontology annotation, cellular component: cytosol; cytoplasmic side of plasma membrane; plasma membrane signaling receptor complex. The record is from RefSeq and is a predicted model, not a curated record. Gene Ontology annotation, biological process: tumor necrosis factor-mediated signaling pathway; regulation of apoptotic process; positive regulation of JNK cascade.